AUGGGCGCUUUGAAAGAUACUUCAGCCAACCGAGGUCGUGGGGAUGAGCCUAUCAAACGCACAUUCGCUGUGAAUCGAACAGAGCUGUCCUCGGGGACUGCUACUACUACCACAGACGAUAGCAUCGUGAACCAGGCGCAGCCGCUCUUCCGCCAGCAACAGAGCCCGGUCGCACCAGCCGAAUCACUCAAGCGAAAGCAACAGUUGCAAAGUUCGCGAAGUUCGCGACGGCUUACCAAUCUCAAAAGUUUCUUUCGCUUUCGCAAGUCUCGGCAACCGGAUCUACCGUUAAAUCCAGUACUCGAGCUUCCGACCAGACCGGAGAACACCAGGAAUCUAGCCAGCGGGUGCAUGCUAAGUCGCUGCAUCGUCGAGGGUUAUUGUGCGGAAUCGACAUCAAACCCGCAUGGCAGCGGUCAACCCGACGAGGCUGGCGAGGCCCGCAAGGUGAGUGACAACACGAUGUAUUCUCUCCACUCGGACCAGACCAGCGCGACGGUGUGUCAUGAUCCCUCCAAGCGUCUUUCCAUGCCCAUUGCCCUUGCAGACCCAUCCCUCUGUCGGAACCCAUUCACCGAUCCCCUAAAUCUGGUAGACGAUUCAGAAAGUAGCCGAAACCAUGCAAGGAAUCCGACUCGGACCACAAGACAGUCUAGCUCCGAGUCGAGCCAGACGGGGGUCUCGUCGACCUACGACGAUACCGAGAGUUUCCAGCGACUAGCCAACCCGUUUGCUGGAGGGAGUUCAAUCGAGUCCCGAAGUUCCUCACGGGACAGUUUCUAUGUCUCAACCUCGGAUGAUAGUUCUGUGAUUGCUGAGAUCGAACGGCGCGCCGCCGUGCUGGAAUUCAACGAACUGGUCCAGAAGCUCCGUCUCCCGCCUCUGCCGAUGAACAACAGCAAGGGGGCAGAAUCGGGCGAUGGCUCGCAUUCCCAGUUACCGGGGCAGCCUCCCCCCACCACCACUGGCGAGAAGGUGUCUUCCGGACGGCGAGACCGACUCUACGGUCGACUACGUACGAUGCGAUCGACCCUGCAACUGGGCCAUUCGUCGGAGGGACCCCGCACCACGCGGACUUUACGCCGAAUGAAGACGUUGGCGCAUGUGGGCACUCGGGUGAACGAGAUGACUUCACUGACGGGGAUGUCACUGGAGGAAUUGGCGCGUCUCGGGGGCUAUAAUCUACUAACGCUGCCGGCCGAGUUUGCGCCUAUGAAACUCCGCCUCCCGGUAUGUUUUGUAACUACAAUUACCUUUUUGGGACGAUUUGCUGCCCCGGUGCGCGACGUGUUUGUCGAUCCCGGCCAUCCGAAAAUGGCAAUGCGAAUCUACGACCAUUUCGCCCAGUCGGUGCUCGCCGCCCUGCGACAACCUGAUCGAAUCCAGAUGACAGUUGGACGUAGUGACCUGCCCCUGGCGGUGAUCGAGCCUAGCGCUCGUACGAUGGACGACACAAUGGUGCAAAGCAUGGCACGGGCAUUCCUGGCACUACUGGCGGGGCUUCCCGGAAGGCUUCUGGGAUUACCGGCCCUAUAUCGGGUGCUAGUGGGCAUUAGCCAAGCACCCGUGGUGGGUGACGAAGUCGAACGGCGUCGCAGCUGUCUUGGAGGGGUUUCGCCGCAGGAUUACGUCAAGGUCAAGGCCAUUGGGCUGGCGCUGCUGGCCCUGACGAACACCAUGCAGCUGCACCUGCUCUGUGGAGUGAUUGGCCUCGGCGCCCUACUCCUGCAUGAAACGCAGCGGCUAGCGCAGGAGGAGGCUCCGCGCUCUGUCAACAAAGAGAAUGGACGGCGGACGAGUGGGGAACCGGGGCCGCUGACGCUGGACCGGCUGGGUCGCGUGCUCGGACCGUUGCUCACGGGGAGAGAGGGGUCUGGCGACACGCUUGGAGCUAUCGUCCAGGAGAUUGAGAGCGAAAGAGUGGUGAUGAUGCUCGUGGAGCACUGGCGAGGGAUCAGUCGUCAGCUGCGCAUUUGGGAACAUCGCAACCUGCCGAGGCGGCGCCGGCGAUCCGUGCAAAUGGGACGUGCAAUGGUCUGUUGA
Molecule: messenger RNA, 2043 nt
Organism: Aspergillus aculeatus ATCC 16872
Lineage: Eukaryota; Fungi; Ascomycota; Eurotiomycetes; Eurotiales; Aspergillaceae
Exons: 3
Coding region: 1-2043 (680 amino acids)
Source: RefSeq, a predicted model, not a curated record